AUGUCCGACGACGAAGCCGAUCCCGAGUUGGUUGCUCUCCUUCGCAAAACUCUAGGCCUGGGAGGAUCGCCAGACCCACACACAGCCGAGACCAAGGUCCUGCAGAACGCGCAGUAUAUCUUCGACAAUGCCAUCGACGUUGCCCUGAAUUCGGCCAAGACGAAGGAAGCCGCCGAGACUAUCUGGCAGUUGAUGCAGAAGAAGGAGUACUCAACGCAGACCUGGGCCGCGCAUGAGUUACACCCCAAGACCAAGGACGAGAGCACCGUGGACUUUAUCUUCACCAUGGACCUUCUCAAUUUCAGUUUCUGGUCGGAAUUGCCGAGCGACAAGCGCUUUUCGAUCGAGUAUCGGGGUAAGAAGUGGACAGGAUAUUGGAGCCUAGUGGCUGCGCUACAACGGGCUUUGGACGAGGAUAUCCCCAUCACCAGUCCGGAGUUCUGGGCCAACGAGGAAGAAUGCACCGAGGAGGUUAUCAAGCAUGUGUUCCGAUCUGCCACCGAGGAGGAGAUUCCGCUACUUCAGGAACGCCUGCAGUGCUUACGCGAGGCUGGUCGCGUGCUGUGCAGGGAAUACGAAGGCAGCUUCCUGAACUGCAUCUACAGCGCCAAUUACUCGGCCGCGGCUCUUGUGAACCUUGUCACAGAAGGGUUCGCCUGCUUCAGGGAUGAGACCACGUUCAAUGGUCGCCGAGUACGGAUCUACAAGCGGGCCCAGAUCCUGGUCGCGGACCUGUGGGCGUGUUUCAAUGGCGAGGGGUUCGGCGAGUUUCACGACAUUGACACCAUUACCAUGUUCGCAGACUACCGCAUCCCCCAGAUGCUCCACCAGCUCGGCUGCCUGAUGUACUCACCCCCGCUAGAGAACCACAUCCGCGACCUCAAGCUCAUCCCCAGCGGCUCGAACUGGGAAACCGAGCUCCGCGGCGCCAGUAUCUGGUGCGUCGAGCUUAUCAAGCGCGAGAUCGAGCGCCGCCACCCCGAAGUUAAAACGAAACCCAUCCGAAAACCCGAGCAGAACCCAGCCGCAGACCAAAAAGACAACACAGUUCCCCAAGAACAGGCACAGCAGAGCUAUUUCGCCGAAACGGCCCCGAACAAGGGCGGGUUCCAGGAAAUAUCGGCGAGGGGUAUCAACGCCAUCCUGAUCGAUUUCUUUCUGUAUGACACCAUGAAGGAGUUGGAGAAGGACGGCCAAGAGUCCAUCCCGCAUCAUCGCACCCGGAGUAUCUGGUACUAG
Messenger RNA from Aspergillus homomorphus CBS 101889, 1239 nucleotides. Its product is annotated as queuosine 5'-phosphate N-glycosylase/hydrolase. Bases 1 to 1239 code for a protein of 412 amino acids. The record is from RefSeq and is a predicted model, not a curated record. The transcript is spliced from 4 exons. Lineage: Eukaryota; Fungi; Ascomycota; Eurotiomycetes; Eurotiales; Aspergillaceae.